CCCACGUCCCAUGGAAGAAGAAGGCAUUCCAAGCAAUCAACAGAGCAAAGAAGACUUGUCUAUUAGCAUCCAGCACAAGAGAUAGAAGCUUGGUGCGUACGCGUAUAUUUGCGCUUGAGGACGAGAAGCCUUGCGUAUUCCUUGCGCAGACUUUCUUCGAAAAUGAGAAGGUCGCCAUACUGAUCGGAGCCGCUGCUCAUCGCAUGCCGUGAGUAGCUAGAACAGAGCAGAGACCAGUCGACGGAAGUUGUAGCUGGUCGUGUUGAUUGUUUCUGAGUUGCCGACACAGAAACGACGCCGACGACCGAGACCAAGUCAUCGAGCAGGAGCUUCAGCAUCAGCUAAGGCGCGCUCUGGAGGAAGGGCCAUGUCGCUGAGUGUUGAGCUCAAGAAGAGCGAGACAACAGCUUCCUUCUUCACAAAUCUCGACCUCAUCGAAGGCCGCAUCCACCUCAAUCUCGCUUCUUCCCUCAGCGUCAGUGCUAUCGUCAUCAAGCUCGAAGGAAUCGCCAAGUCUGUGUGCUAUACUCAGCCGCAUCACGGCAAGUCAAGAGCCCGUGCACCAGUCCAAGAGAUCCAUAAAGUGCUCUACCUUACAGACUCGGUGUUUCCCGAUCCACAGCUCAAACAGACGUCCUCGGCGUCGUCUUUUACACUGCAAGAGGGCAAGCACAGCUGGCCAUUCAGCUUUCAAAUACCCAUCAAUAAUGAUUGCAAACAAGCAUCUCGCUCUCAGGGACAAAAUGCGCUCGGUGCCUUGCUGAAUGGACAAUCGCCCAUGUCGAGUUAUGACCAACAAGUGGAUUCCUAUCAGCAUGUCCAGCAGAUCCUACCACCGUCUCUUGCAGGCUCGGAAGAUGUCUGGGUACGGUAUUUUGUCAAGGCCGUGGUACAACGUCCCUCAAAACUGUCCCUCAACUAUCGCUCCUAUGCGCCCUUCUUGUUCCUACCCAUCGACAGGCCGCGUGCAGAUGAAGGCGCCAGUACGGCUUUCUUUGUAAAGCGUCAACAUACACUCAGUAUCCUCGAUGAUGCGAAACGACCACGCGGCUUGCUCGGUGCAUUUCAAGAACCCAAGAAACGCAUGUCUGAUACGAUUGCCAUUGAAAUUCGACAACCCAAUCCUCCUACCGUCGUCCCUGGCGUGCCAGCCAAUAUCGAACUUCUCGGUUACAUCGAGACGAAUUUUAAUGACUUGUCUGAUUUACGCAUCACGCACAUCUCCGUCUACUUCCUCGCCACAACGCGCAUCAAGGCGCAAAACCUAAAACGUACAUUGGGUGGCCGACUCCCCGUGUAUGCAACAGACCUCAAUAUCCCUUUCAAGCGCGCUUCAGGACCCACAGUACCAGCGUGUCACGUACACAUGGCUAGACUCCCCACACCACUCAUUGUGGCGACGGAUUGUGCACCGACGUUUGUCACAUGCAAUAUUUCACGAACGUAUGAGUUUGAAUUCAACAUUACGGUUCAGCAUGGACCGAGUAAAGCGACCAUUCAGCUCAUCUCACCCAUUGAAGUCUUGAGUGGCGUGAGUGCGCCACCACCACAAGAACGGGGCGAUGCGGUUGUCGCUGAGGGUGAAGGACCACCGCCUGCGUUGCCUAUUCGCCCACAAGUCAAGCGUAUUGUGAGCGCAGACGGUCAACAGGGGGAAGAAUCAUUACCGUCCUAUGAAGAAGUCAGUCAAAUUGGUCAAGGACCUUCUGCACGUCCUGCCAAUUUAGGUUCGUCACGCGCACUCAGACACAGACGAACGACGUAUGGCGUUGCAGAUUCAUAUUUUGAGCAUCCGGAGCGAUAUGAUUAAUGGAUUGUAUAGGUACUUAUUAUGCUAGUUGUUGUCGUAAUCUUUCAAUUUCCGUUUCUUUACCCGGUGCAAGUUGCGCAAGGGUCGUGCCUUGUGAUAGGAACCGAUGAGCAACGAGAAAAGUGCCGAGAUCAUACAACUUGUGUAGGAGCGGUCUGCGUGUCGUUCCUUUGCAUUCAUGUAGUAGAAUGAGACUAAACACAAGAGAAGCAUAGCGCGCUGUCAAGUGA
Molecule: messenger RNA, 2040 nt
Organism: Protomyces lactucae-debilis
Lineage: Eukaryota; Fungi; Ascomycota; Taphrinomycetes; Taphrinales; Protomycetaceae
Exons: 1
Coding region: 368-1810 (480 amino acids)
Biological process (GO): ubiquitin-dependent endocytosis
Cellular component (GO): cytoplasm; cytosol; plasma membrane
Molecular function (GO): ubiquitin protein ligase binding; protein-macromolecule adaptor activity
Source: RefSeq, a predicted model, not a curated record